This is a messenger RNA of Kockovaella imperatae, 1033 nucleotides long. RefSeq lists its product as hypothetical. NCBI's taxonomy places the organism in Eukaryota, Fungi, Basidiomycota, Tremellomycetes, Tremellales, Cuniculitremaceae. The record is from RefSeq and is a predicted model, not a curated record. Bases 62 to 844 code for a protein of 260 amino acids. Gene Ontology annotation, biological process: mRNA export from nucleus. Gene Ontology annotation, molecular function: mRNA binding. Gene Ontology annotation, cellular component: nucleus. The transcript is spliced from 7 exons.
CUGGGACUCGGUGAGCUUCUCUUGGUGUUGACAUCUUGGUCCCCCUCACCUGUUGGCCAACAUGGACGUCGACAAAUCUCUGGAUGAUCUCAUAGCUGACAAGAAGACAUCCCAACCUCAACGAGGAGGUAGAGGUCGCGGAGGACCUCGAUCAGGUCCGGGAAGAGCUCCACAGGCUCCUUACGCUAGGCCCCCUCCGAGGUCAACAGAUGAGACUUGGGUACACGAUGCGUAUCAAGGGCCCAGUCCUGGAGGUAGGAGGAACGGUGGAGGCCCUCAAGGAGGCUCAGGAUUCGCCGGAUCUCCCGCUGGAACAGGGGUGGGAUUUACUGGUAUCUCACCUAGAAUCGAAGUCGUCGGAUUGCACUAUGAAGUGACCACUCAGGAUCUCAAGAACAUCUUCUCUCAAGCCGGUACACUCGUACAAGGCCCAACCAUUCGCUACGAUCGCUCAGGUCGAUCGCGCGGAGAGGCGACAAUGGAGUUUGCCUCCUACCAACAGGCUCGGAUUGCCAUCAACAAGUUUGACGGCGCCAUGACGAAAGGUCAAACCAUUUCGAUCCGACUCUUACCCCCUCCAACUGCUCGACCCGGCCCUGGAUCCCGACCUGCCUCACAGACUGGGGCUUCGCUCUUGCAGAGGAUGUCUGGACCAGGAGCAGGCGCUGGAUCCAUUCCAAGAGGCAAUGCUCCGCGAGGAAGUGGCAGAGGUGCGCCUCGAGGUCGCGGUGCGCCUGCCAAUCGCGGUCGAAAAGGCCCUGCGAAUGCUGGAGAUCUCGACAAGGAGCUAGACAGCUUCAUGACGACUACGAACGGCAAAGCCGAUGAUGUGGAUAUGGCCUGAGUUGAAAGGGAUACAUACGCCUGGAGAUUGACGUGCUUUCCCAAGAAUCUAUGCAACUAUGUCGUCUUGCCGUGUCCUCGUCUCGUCUACCUCGAUUCCGUGCCCGAUCGCACGGCCGCUCGCUCUCACAGGAAAAUGAAGAUAGCCCCCUUGCCGGCAAAGUGCCGAUUGACUUUGAUGAAUUUGCCG